Zasmidium cellare ATCC 36951 is the source of this 771-nucleotide messenger RNA. RefSeq lists its product as uncharacterized. The record is from RefSeq and is a predicted model, not a curated record. The transcript is spliced from 2 exons. Lineage: Eukaryota; Fungi; Ascomycota; Dothideomycetes; Mycosphaerellales; Mycosphaerellaceae. Gene Ontology annotation, biological process: translational initiation. The coding region runs from base 1 to 771 and encodes 256 amino acids. Gene Ontology annotation, molecular function: translation initiation factor activity; RNA 7-methylguanosine cap binding. Gene Ontology annotation, cellular component: eukaryotic translation initiation factor 4F complex; cytoplasm.
AUGGCCGAAGUCGCAUCCGACGGUCCAACUCCCGCACCUGCCUCUGACCAGCAGGUCCCCCUCAACGAGAUCCCCAUCUCUCCAGACGGCGGCAUGACCGACGCAACCAACGGCGCCUCGAAUGGCGACAAAUCCAGCGACCAGAUCGUGACCGUCUUCGACGACCCGUCCAACUUCAACGUUAAGCACGCUCUGCAGAAUGUCUGGACGCUGUGGUUCACGAAGCCGCCGAGCGGCAAGCAAGACUGGAACGAGCUGCUCAAGGAGGUCAUCAGCUUUAACAGCGUUGAGGAGUUCUGGGGCAUCUACAACAACAUCACUCCUGCCUCCGAGCUCGCCCAAAAGUCCGACUACCACCUCUUCAAGUCCGGCGUUCGCCCAGAGUGGGAGGAUCCCCAGAACAAGCACGGUGGUCGCUGGUCCUACACUUUCAAGGGCAGCAAGGCCAACGACGAGACCUGGCUCAACAUCAUGCUGGCGGCGAUUGGAGAGAUGCUCGAGGAUGAGAAUGACAGCGAGGUCAUGGGUGUCGUGGUCAACAUCCGUAAGGCCUUCUGGCGUGUGGGCCUGUGGACGAAGACUGCUGGUCAACCACCCAAGGGUCGCAAGGAUGAGGGCGAUCGCGAUGAGGGCCGCAAGCGCCUCGAGCGUAUCGGCAAGCAGUUCAAGGAGGUCCUUGCGCUGGGCCCAAGCGAGCAGGUCGAGUUCAGCGGUCACGCCGACUCGGCUCAUGCUGGCAGCAGCCGCGCAAAGGCCAAAUUCACCGUCUAA